AUCAAAGACCUAUCAAAUAUAAAGCUUCAAAUAAUCUGUCCUAUUUUUUAUCAGCUUAGCACUCUCAAUGCAAGGUGAUCCAAUAUGAAUUAGAAUUCUGAGCCCACAAUUCACAGCCCAAAAGUCCAAGAUCUCAACCGCCAGGCCUCCACAAGAAAUCGAUUCGUUCAUUUUUCCCGGAACUCCCUCGUCUCGCUACUCACCCGGUGAGAAAAAUCUCGGGUCACCGCCUCUAUGACAACCCGCUGUCCGUUUCUCCUCCCCCUCUUCCUCCUCUUCCUCCUCGCACCGCCACCGCCGUCGGCGAGCGGCCUCUGGCUAGGGCAGUUGAAGACCCUCCUCUCCCUUUCCCGCUCCCUCCUGACCCGCGUCGCCAACGCCCGCGCCACCCGCGGUGACCUCGCCGGCGCCGCCCGGGCCCGGAAGAUCGCCGACAAGCUCCGCCUCCUCGGCAGCGGCGAAGGCGGAGGUAUCUGGUCGCUGGGCUGGGACUUCGCCCGGAACUAUGCUUGGCGUGGCGGACUCCCCACCGCCGAGGUCUCCCGCGCCGCUUCUCAACUCCUGGCCGCCCUCGUCGAAUUCUCUCGCAUCGAUUCGCCCACGGAGAAGGCCCGGUGGGCGGUCCGGAAUUACCUUAACCUGCUCGCUCUCUCCAAUUCUCUCCUCGAAAAACUUCUCCAUGCCUUCUCUCGAUCGGGGCCUUUGAGGGAGAUGGUGUUGGUGAUUCAGGAGGAGGCAGCGGAGGGGGAGCUCAUUAGGGAUUGUUUGGAGGUAGGUGCUGCUGAUUUAGAGGGCCUGGUUCGGAUAGCUAGAGAUCUCUUCUUCUCUUCCAAUUCUUCUGAUGAUGGAGAACUCUAAGCUGCGGUCCUUUUGUCUCAGAUUUUUCCGUCGACUGGAUCCAGAUGGACAUGUUGCUCUCUUUGGUCUAACAAGAUGUUAAUGAAAUUGUCAGGGGAAUUGUCUUGAUUUAAAAUGGCAAGUCAAGAACUUAAGAUUGCCCGGCUGAUCCAAACCUUUGGAUGACGAAUUGCUUACCUGCCCAUCCAGAAGCUUACUUUAUCUUAAAUGAAUGAAUGCAUCAGAAAAAAGAAAUGCUUUGAGAUGUGAUGGUGGAUAAAAAUAUGGUGAAUGGUUCUUCCUCCUGAUGAAAGUCAGCUUGAUAUAGAUUCAGACAAUCUAGUGCCUAUGAAAGUUAACCUGAUUUUGUUCAGAUAGUCUGUAAAUUCUUUGGAGAACGAAGAAGAGAUCCAAGAUGUGCUUGUGUGCUACACCGCUCUCUAGCAUAGACAACGAUAAAACAGAAAAUUUGUGAUCGAAUUAGUGAAAUGAUGCUUGACCAUAUGUGAAAUUUCAAUCAAUUGUCUCUACUCUCUUUUGGAGGGCAAGUUUUUUGCAGUGCGAAGCAUUCUUUUGUAGUUUUUCAGUCUUAUGAUCUGUUGUAAGGAUGGCAGUUUUUUCAUUCUGUUAAUGAUAUUAUUAUCCAUGGUCUAUUUUC
Phoenix dactylifera (date palm) is the source of this 1495-nucleotide messenger RNA. RefSeq names its product adenine phosphoribosyltransferase. NCBI's taxonomy places the organism in Eukaryota, Viridiplantae, Streptophyta, Magnoliopsida, Arecales, Arecaceae. The record is from RefSeq and is a predicted model, not a curated record.